Molecule: messenger RNA, 1059 nt
Organism: Trematosphaeria pertusa
Lineage: Eukaryota; Fungi; Ascomycota; Dothideomycetes; Pleosporales; Trematosphaeriaceae
Product: Rhodanese-like protein
Exons: 4
Coding region: 97-714 (205 amino acids)
Cellular component (GO): mitochondrion
Molecular function (GO): thiosulfate-cyanide sulfurtransferase activity
Source: RefSeq, a predicted model, not a curated record
CUGAUCACCAAGCUUCCUGUCGGACAACAACUCCUUCCAACUUACUACCUUUACUCCCGCGCUCUCUUUAUUUAUCUCUAUACUCCUGAAAUAGCAAUGGCGUCCAAGCGAGCUGUCCAAUUGCUGUCCCUGCGUACCCCGCAAGCUGUCUCGGCCCACGCUUCAUCACUGCGAUUGGGAGCUCAAUGCGCGCGAUCGAGAGCCUUUGCGCCGGUUUCGGGGACCAGGAAGGAUAUCUGGAGAGUAGAAGCCGGCGCGGUGCAGCGUCGGUGGAAUUCCUUCCCCAGCGACAAGAAGAGCAAAGUCUACCAGUUCGAAGAUGUCCUCGCCAUCCUCGAAAACCCGUCCGACUCCACGGUCCUCAUCGACGUGCGCGAGCCCGAUGAAUUCAACGCCAACGCUAUCCCCACCGCUAUCAACGUCCCGAUUACCUCGCAGCCCGACAGCUUGCUCCUCCCUGCUGAGGAGUUCGAGGAUCGGUUUGGGUUUCAGAAGCCGCCGGUUAAUAAGCAGAUUGUGUUUUAUUGUAAGGCGGGGGUCAGGAGUAGUGCGGCGGCGCAGUUGGCGAAGCAGGCCGGGUACGAGAACGUGGGCGAGUAUAGAGGCUCAUGGCUGGAUUGGGAGAAGAACGGGGGACCGGGGACCAAGAGUGCGCCGCCGCCAGGUGGGAAGGGCGAGCCGACUAAGGCGGAGAUCAAGGAGACGGCGGUGUGAUCCAUCUCGUACCGAUAGCGAAUAGUCGAGACACAGAACACUAUCCCGAGGCACACUUUGCUCAACGUGAGAAGCUUGGCUGGAUGUAUAUGGGCUGUAUAUAUAUGCAAUGGACGAUUAUCAAAUUAUGGCAGGCUUUUCCUUCGCGAACAGUUGUUUUGGGAGGUCAACGAGGUCAGAGUUGCGCUUCGAAACUUGAACGACUGAAAUGGAUUUAAGAACGGAUCACAAAGUGUAGGAAUUAUGAAUUGCAAAGUAGGGAAAGGAAUGGGUGAACCAGAAGGACUUUUGAUUACGUUGGAGCCUCCCAAGGGCCAAAAGCUCCGUCUUGAAGCACAACUCCUC